AUGGCUCUUGUUUGCCUGCGUAAUUUGAGUGCAUUGAGUCGUGUGUUUGGACCGUCAGAGGUUCAAACAUUAGUAAUUGUUUAUGAAGUAUUACAAAUAAUCUCUUUAUGUAUUGUCUGGUAUAGUGUAAGUGCAUUUGGAAAUGUUAUUGUUAAAGCAUUAUUAAAUGAAUUCCCAUUUCCAUUAACUGUAACACUCGUUCAAUUGUUGAGUGUAUGGCUAUACAGUAUACCAUUAUUAAAAUUAUGGCACGUACCUCCACCAAAUUAUUUAUAUCAAAAUAGAAUUUAUUAUUUCAAAGUUAUCAUUCCAUUAUCUAUAGGAAAGUUUUUAGCACAAUUUUCUUCACAUGUUUCAAUAUGGAAAGUACCUGUCUCAUACGCUCAUACGGUUAAAGCAACUAUGCCAUUCUUUACCGUGGUACUAUCGCGAAUUAUUCUCAGAGAAAAACAAUCAUUAUCGAUUUAUAUGUCACUUAUUCCGAUUAUUGUUGGCGUCAUCAUCGCAACUGUUACAGAGUUAUCCUUUAAUAUGGUUGGUCUUAUCAGUGCUUUACUGUCCACAUUUGGAUUUUCAUUACAAAAUAUUUAUUCAAAAAAAUCUCUCAAAGAUAUAUCAAUUCAUCAUCUGUCACUGUUAGCUAUUCUAGCCAAAAUCUCCUGGUGUAUGUUUGCACCGUUUUGGUUUUUCUAUGAUGGUAUAGACAUAUAUCAAAAUGUGAAUUACGUGACAAUAAAAAUUAUCGGUUAUUUAUUUGUUGAUGGUAUUCUAAAUUUUAUUCAUAAUGUUGUGGCAUUUACAAUGAUUUCAUUAGUGUCACCGCUUAGCUACAGUAUAGCAAAUAGUUCAAAACGAAUUGUUGUUAUUGCCGCUUCAUUAUUCAUAUUGCAAAAUCCGGUGACAAACUCAAAUCUUGUUGGAAUGGCAGUUGCAUUGAUAGGCGUAUUUUUAUAUAAUAAAGCAAAAUUUGAUCAACGUCGAGCAAAACAUAAAGAAGCUAUACUACCGUUUGUAAAAAGUGAACCAAACUUAACUGCUAAUAGUGAUUCUCUACAAAUGGACGCAAUUCAACAGCUCUAUGGUCGUCAUGUUGUGUUGAAUCCAAAUGCUGAUUUGACAUCUCGACAUCAUCAAUUAGUAUCUCAACCAAUGUUAUCAACGUCGUCAAAUGCCAAUGGUUUUAUUCCACAGUAUGCAUCUCAAACAUUUAAAGAUGUUUGA
Molecule: messenger RNA, 1221 nt
Organism: Didymodactylos carnosus
Lineage: Eukaryota; Metazoa; Rotifera; Eurotatoria; Philodinida; Philodinidae
Source: the annotation of a GenBank genome assembly